Messenger RNA from Aspergillus mulundensis, 624 nucleotides. RefSeq lists its product as uncharacterized. The transcript has a single exon. Lineage: Eukaryota; Fungi; Ascomycota; Eurotiomycetes; Eurotiales; Aspergillaceae. Bases 1 to 624 code for a protein of 207 amino acids. The record is from RefSeq and is a predicted model, not a curated record.
AUGCAGCCAUUUCGCACCCCCCAGUGCCCCGUGUGCAGAAAACCCGCCACUCAAUCCUGCCUCGCAAACGGCCACUUCCACCGCCAGAACCCCAGCAUGAUGGGGCCCCCAAUGGGCGCGCCCCGUUAUCCCCCCUCCCAGGCCCGCGGCUACCAUCCCGCCCAAUCCAGCCCGUUCCAAGGCGCAGCACGACCGAACCAGUCACCCCCGCUCAGCCAGGCCGGCACCUACAUUCCCGGUUACAACCGCCGCAUCCCAAACGGCGGCACCGUCGAGAUCGCAGGGCACUGGCGUGGAAACGGGCAGUCGCUGGGGCCGCAACGCUCGCAGGCGCAGGCGCAGCCGCAGGCACAGGCUCGAGCACAGGCGCAGUCACGCGCUGAGCUAGAGGCCGCGAACGCGCGCAUCAAGCAGCUCCAGCGCAGGGUGCAGCUGAACAACAUCCAGGCCACCGGGUACAUUAACCACAUGAGGCAGCAGAUGUCGAGCAACAAUGAGGCGUCGCAGAGGGAGAUUCAGUCGCUGACGCAUAGGCUCUGGGAGAACAAUUCGCGGGCGGAGGCGGAGAUUCAGGAGUUGCGCAGGCGGAAUGAGGAGUUGGAGAGGAAGGUUCGGUUUGGUUGA